UCCGGUGUCAUGUUUCCGGUCUGAGGAGGAGACGGCGGCAGCGGCGGCCGAUGGUGGAUCGGCUUCUGAGGUGCAUGGAGGUGUAUUAUUUGCUGUACCAAUGCUUCUGGAACGUGCUCAUGGAUGGGGUGAGGCACUGCUGCAGUGGACUUGUGGCUGACAAAAUUGACUUUAAGAAUGGAACAGAACUGGGAAAGGAGGAGACCAGAGACUUAAAGAAGGCUAAUAUUCGAGCCAAGGUGGAUUUGCCGAAUGAAGUGAGCCUUCCCCCUGCCGUCUCUGGGACUGGAGCAGACGGCAGUGGGGUUGGCGAUGGUGAAGACGAUGGUUCGGCUCCAAGUCCGCAGAGUGAAGCGGUCACGAAUGAAUUGCAGGAGCUCACACUGCAGUCAAGCAAUGGCCUCUCUCCUUUGAAUAAGAGAAAAAAUGAGCACUCGGCUCCACCUGGUGCUCCUGAGAUGGGAAGCCAGGCGAGCGAGGUGCGGACUUCUCCACGACUUCGACGCCAAUACCACUCUACCUUCAGCCAACAGGAGGAGCGCCUGCUACAGGUACUGCAGCUGAAGCUUCAGCAGCGGCGGACCCGGGAGGAGCUGGCCAGCCAAGGAAUCAUGCCACCUCUGAAGAGUCCUGCUGCAUUUCACGAACAGAGGAGAAGCUUGGAGAGGGCACGGACUGAGGACUAUCUGAAAAGAAAGAUCCGUUCACGUCCGGAGAGAGCAGAGUUGGUCAGGAUGCACAUACUUGAAGAAACUUCGGCAGAGCCCUCCCUCCAAGCCACUCAGAUGAAGCUGAAGCGGGCACGGCUAGCUGACGACCUGAAUGAGAAGAUUGCCCAGCGGCCUGGCCCCAUGGAGUUGGUGGAGAAGAACAUCCUUCCAGUGGACUCCAGCGUAAAAGAGGCCAUCAUAGAUAAUCAUGUGCCGUACUCUGCCUUGGCAGACAAUUCAUCGUUUGAUGAAGACAGCAGUGAUGCCCUUUCACCAGAGCAGCCAGGAAGCCAAGAGUCAUUGGGGUCAUUGCCAUCCCCCACAGAAGCAAGAUCUAUUGAUCCAUACCAUCCCCUUCUUUCUUGUUCAACCCAGUAUCUUGUAUCAUUGCCAACUGGGACAGAAUUGAGCAAGUCCAAGCCAGCAUCUGACCAACAGACAGCAAAAUUGGCAAAUGGUGUGUUGUCCCCAGCUGCCAAACCCAUGCCAACACUUAUUAAACAAAGCCAGCCCAAGACAUUGCGAGACAAGAACCAGAGGAGCAAGAAGCUGAAGGAGCCAAAAUCCCGCGUGAAGAAACUCAAAUACCACCAGUACGUCCCACCAGACCAGAAACUCGACAAGGCUGCCCUGCCCCUGGAUUCGGCCUAUUCCAAACUCCUCCAGCAGCAGCAGCUCUUCCUGCAGCUCCAGAUCCUGUGUCAACAGCAGCAGCACUACAACUACCAGACUAUCCUUCCUGCACCUCCAAAGCCCAACAGUGACAAACAGACCAGCAGCAGUGCCGCAUCAGUGAGGACUCUGAGUAAUAGCACACCGUCACCAGGCUCAGGCAGACUCACUCGGCAGAACAGCUGCACAACCAUCAUCAAAGCACCGGGGUUGCUGCCCUCUAACCUCGACGACCUGAAGGUGGCUGAGCUGAAGCAGGAGCUGAAGCUGAGGGCCUUGCCCGUGUCGGGAACGAAAACCGACCUCAUCGAGCGUCUGAAGAACUAUCAGGAACUGAACAAAGCUGGCGGGACUCUAGCCACCACUGUGUCUGCCAUGACCAAGACUGGCACCACCCCUUCGAAACCUGCGGAGGGAAUGGCCUUCCCAUCUGUCCGUCUCGGUGGCAGCAUCCCAGCAGCGGUUACCAGUGCCACUCCUGGGGAUGUAGCCAACACCGUGGUGACAGCAAAGUUGGGCAGCUCCGGUUCCAGCCCUCCAGUGUCACCUGCUCCCUCUGACCACUCGUUGCACAGCAUGGAGGAGGGCACAACUCCCGAGGCAGUCACGGAGUCUCUCCAGUCAUCGCCCAUGCGGCUAUUUGGCACCGAGGAGCCGGCUCCUAUCAACGGCAUGACGGGCAUCGCCAGGUUGGUGCCCAGCAGCAUCCAGGGCCACUGCCAAAAGUCGGACAAAGACGCUCAAGCCACGACUAAGGAUCUGAUGUUGCAGGAGAAGGACAAGCAGAUCGAGGAGCUGACCAGGAUGCUCAGGCAGAAGCAGCAGCUGGUGGAAGCACUCCGGCUGCAACUCGACCAGGAGAAGAGAACCCAGUUCCAACAGCCGCCCCUCAGCAUGGCCUUGACUGUGCAGGACAACCAGAAACCUAUUCCCACCGCCAUCAAGCAGGAGAACCUGCCCUCCAGUUGCCUGUUUGCGGGGCAAUCUGCGCCCUCGAACCCAGCGAAACCUGUCCCGCUCCUCAACCACGUCGAACCCCCAGGGAGCAACCCAAGCCCCGUCGUUGCUCCGGGGACGUCGAACCUUGUGCCAGUGAAGGCCGUGGUGGUGAAGCAGGAGGGUCAAACGGGCACCUGCAAGCAGCAGCAGCCCUCACCCACGCCGGCCGUUCUGCUGAGCCCGGUGCAGCCAAACCAGGUGACCACGGGGGCACCACGGACCGUGUCACCGAGCCAAGCUCCGAGUCUGCUGGCGAACGGAGUGGGUACCCACAUCCUCCUCACGGUGACUCCACAAAACAACGUGUGUCAUGUGUCUCCUGCUGUCAGUGCGACCAAAGGUCCACCACCAAUACAGGCAGUGCCAUCCCCUCCUUCCCAAGGACAGGCACAGCAACUAUCACCGAACAGCCAGCCGAAGCAGGAGUCGGAGGCAGGAGUGAUGAACCAGGCUGUGAAAAAGGAAAACUCCAGAAGCCAACAAAUGGAUGAUUUGUUUGACAUCCUCAUUGAAAGUGGAGAAAUUUCGCUCAACACCAAGGACAUUUCCACGUCUUUAAAUACGCCAUCGCCCCAGAACGUUUCGCCCACACUCGCCGUCUCUCCGCCGCCCGUGGUCAAAGCAGAGCUGCCGUCACCUCAGUUGCUGCUGGAACCUGUCACCGACAGUCAGCCCAUUGACCACGAGAACCGACUCGAGGACUUCCUCGUGAGCACCACCGGCGUGCCGCUGUUAUCGGUGGAUAACGACGGGACGGAGCCCCUCUCCCUCAUCGAUGACCUACACAACCAAAUGCUGAGCAGCUCCAGUAUUCUCGAGCACCCUCAUUCACCCAUGGACACUUCAGACAUGCACUUCACUGCAGACAGCACCAGCCUGGCUCUGGACCUCACUGACACUAACUUGGACAACAUGGAGUGGCUCGACCUGACGAUGGGCAGCACUCCUGUGGGUCUCGCUCCUUUGAGCUCCGUAACCCCCAGUGUCUUUUCUACUGACUUUCUAGACAGUCAAGACCUGCAGCUGCACUGGGAUUAACAUCAAACAACCAAAAUGUGGAGGGCGAUCGUUUGCGAAAUCCCCAGGUCCGUGUGGGCCUUCAGUGCAUGGGACCUGAUCAGAUUCACUUCCAGUGUGCGCUUUUCGCUGUCACUUUACUUGACUGGGAAAUACGCGUGCGCUGGGAAUGCAGGACCCUUGGCUAAACAUCAGAGGAUUUUCGCUGUUUCAGAGUUGCAGGCAAGAAUGGGCUGGAGCUCAUGACUCAACUCUGGGCCUGACCACCCCUGCUGGGAAUCUACAACUGGACAAGAUUCCCAACUCUGAGCCUGCUCGCUGAUUGACCUAGGCAGCGUGGGUUUCUUUGACCUUCACAAGGCUCCAGAGCUUGGUCCUAAUGAAGCAGGAUCACUCUCUCAGCGCCUACCCACUAUCUGGUUUCUACGUUGCCAAGGUUAUGUUUUUGCACUGAUUGGGGAGGGUGGGUAUGUUUUUUUUUAGAAAAAAGAAAUAAAUUAAUACAAAAAACCCAAAGGUACACUAGGUGAGCAGGUAUCAAAAUUAACUGACCCCCCUUCCAUCCCAAACACCAACCUGUCCAGUGGGUGUUGCCUGCACCCGGGACAGGUAUCUUGGUCCUCCCCAUGUUCUCUUGUACUUCGCAAAACGAGUAACCACCGUAACAUGACUUGUCAAGAAAUAGUUCCCUUUUGUUUUAUUCUGAGGUGGGAGGUAGACUUUAUCCCUGGGGGCAGCUGCUCACGAUCAUUGUACCAUUUAUUCUGGAGUCAAACUUGGAGCUGUUUCGUUGGACUGAGGUACGUGAGCUCUCGUGCUCGGCCCAACAUCAGCGACAGCUUCCCCAUCGAUUCCGAAAAUGCAGAGCCUAAAAUACAAACCCCUCGAAGCUGCAAAAUGAAACAAGUUAGGGUGCAAUCCUGUUGGUGGAUGUGAAACACUGACCCACUGAGAAGUGAAUCCACCAAGUCCCUGAGUUGUGCGAGGAAGGUGGCGUGAGCCUGUUCUUUGUAGCGGUCUUUGUAGCGCUGAUGGCAAAUCAGCACUUCAGGUCAUGCGCCACUCAAGUGCAGACUGUGCUCAACCAAUAACUAGCUACCACUGCCAACUGGGGUCUUGGAGCCUGGUGCAUGUUCUCUGGGUCUUUUGGUUGCAGAGUUAGGAAGGAGGAGGGGUUGUCUGCCCAGAUUUCAUUCCCCCGCUGACUGAAGCAACACGGUCUAUGUGGGAAGGUCGUCCAUCACCUGCCCACCUCGCCUUUCAAAGUGGGGGACAGUCAUUGUCACCCCAGUGUAGUAUUUCUCACAAAUGAAGGAGGAUACAGCAGGAGGAGGAGGAUUCUUGAAUCUUGCCAGCCAAUCCAAGGAUAUCUUUUAAAUCUGUAAAGUUACAAUCAUUUUAGAAUGUAAAAUGAUUGCACGGUGUAAAACGUGCAGUUUAAUCAUAUCUGUGUAUAGGUCACAUCGCUGACGAGCAUAGCACUGGUGUACAAGCUCUGCUUGUCACUUCAUGCCUUGGUUAUGAGCAUCAAAUGAUAUAAUCUAUCCGGCCUGCUCAAAUGCUUCAAGCUUUCUGGUACCCGAGCUUGGAAUGACUCUCCAGUUUGUCAACCGCACAUGAAGCAUUUGCUUGCGAGCCCUUGGCCAAGCUGCUGCAUUUCCCUCUCUCACCAGUUGUUCCUCCUGGCUGAGAAACGGGAUGGUAUUAGCUUUGGAGCUGGGGUAGUGUGUGGGGGUACGUCUUCUGGGCAUGGACACUAAGCUGAAGGAGGCUCUUAGAACAAGAACAUUUGGAGAGUUGGUUUUCAAGUCUAGUUAGGUCGAUCAUUGAUUGCUAUCAAUAUCGCUGCGAUUUUGUUUUGAAAAAAGAAUGCACAGCCACCAAUUCUCUCUGUGGGCCUUGUGGUCGUAAGCAAUAUUGCAAACUAGUGGCCAACAUACUCUUUGCAGUAGCCAAAGUUGAAGUUUCUGUGGCCAUUACAUAGCCGGAAGAAAAGUGAUUGGGUGUUGCUGCUUUGGUCACCAGCAUCGUCUUGUUUUCCUCACCAGUUCCCUCGAGCACUGGCUGGGUUGUUGUUUUGUGGUAAAGGUUGAGGGAAAGGAACCAUUGUACUGUCCAGGUCUCGUCGUCCUCCUGUGCUGAAUCCAAGAGCAAUCCUAUCGGAAACCGGGCAAGAUCAUUUUGAGAUGUGAGGUGGGAUGUCAAGUGUUGACAAUUUGUGUUAUUCAUCCAAACUGAGAUCCAGGGGAUCUUUCUCUAAGUGUUGUCAGUGUGUCAAUUGGAGCAGGAGGAGUUUGGGUUACUGUUGAAAGUUCCUAAUGUCAUUCAUCCCUAAAACCUUUAUGGUGUUGGGAAUGAAUCGUACAUUGAAAGGUGCAAUACACCAGUAAUUAGUGUUAAAUGUUAAAUUCUUCAACAUCCCCUGAACAAGAGCUCAGUUGUUUUAUUGCGCCUCAUUGUAUUUUCUCUUCAAAUUUGUCAUGCGUGCUAUUUAGUGCUGGAAAGGCCGGCUCUCAAAUACUAAGGGUUUCAGACUCUUUUCCCUGAAAAAUCCUUGUUCCUGAUCCACAUAAAGCAAAGGACAUUUUUAAUAUCUGCAUGCUUUGAGUCGUUUUCACUGCACUGCUUCCCCACCCCCAGGUUACUUGGCCAGGAAUGCCAAUGAUCUGCACAGAAAUGAAUCAUUUUCUGGGAUUGGCAGAUUGUCUUUGGCAGAAAGAACCCUUUGGAAUGCAGAGCUCUGAGCCAUUAGGGAGUAACGGGGAUUUGAGGGUUCCAAACCGUUAGGCUGCUACCUGACAUCCCUGCCCACAGCCAAGUCCUCUGACGAGCCAAAGAAUCUCCGACCCAUCCCACACCAAGUAUUGAUAGCAGGUUACUGCGGACGCUGGAAAUCAGAAAUACAAUGAGAAAGUGCUGGUGAACCUCAGCAGGUCUGGCAGCUUUGAUGAAGACAGAAGCAGAGUUAACGUUUUGAGUCAGUUAUGACCCUUCAGUUCUGAAGAAUAAUCAACUUCAUCUUGAAACGUUACCUGUGCAUCUCUCUCCACAGAUACUGAAUACUGCUGCCUACAUUGGAUCAAUAUUAGCAGCAAUCCUAUUAAUGUUUUGUAAUUGUUGACUCUUGGUAAUCCAUUGAUUUUUAAGUGUUGAAUCCUAUUAAAGCCCAUUAAUACAGUCAGGUAGCCAGCAAUAAUAUGAAGCAAGAUUGUAUUGAUUCAGUUGUCCAAUCAUGAUCUGCAACCUUCAGUGGCACCAAUCAAAAUGAUGGCAACUCAGUACCAGUGCUAAAUGUUUUUAACUAGUAACUGUUUGGGGUUCAUGGAUUACUGUGCAAUAUUUGGUGCCUUCAUUGGGAUGCACGGGUUUGUUAUCAUCACUGGGUUUUAGCUGCUUGAGGAACCAAAAAAAAAAAUCACAUUGCAAUCUGAGACAAUCCAAGGCCAGUCGCCUUCGCCUGAUGGUAAAGCUGUCGCUGAUAUUCCAGUCGCAGGCUCGUGAUUCCUGGGGGCCAGGAUUUAAAUGAAACACAAACAGGAAUGCCGUUCUGAAGGCCCUUGGAAUGGGGAAGCUCUGGUCAGGCGGUAGUGGCUCUGAAGAUGAAACAGAAGGCACUGCGUACCCCAGGCCAGUGUGGGGAGUAUCAUUGGUUUCCUCCUCUUUUAUGUCCUGCACAUCAGCUUAUGGAAGACACUAUAUGCAGAAUGCAAGGCAGGAUACACUAAUUUGGAUGUGUUCUGCUCUUUCUCCUUAUAUAUAUAUAUGUGUCUUUCUGCUUCAUUCACUUGACUCAUGCCCAACCCUGUGCCCAUGCACCCCGAACUGCUGUCUGAAUCUUAAUGCUUACACUGCCAUGAAUUUGAAUGUGAAAUACAGUUGUGUUGCAGAGUUAGAAUGCCAGACUGCACUCUUGUACAAUUCUGAUUUUUUUUUUUCCACUGCAUCUUUGGGGCUCUGCCUUUAGCUACCUUGAUCCAAAAUUCUGGACUCCCUCCCUAAAACUUCUUCCUGUCCUCCCUCCUUUGAGGCACUCUUUAAAACCUACCUCUUUGACCAAACUACCACUGUUGUUCUAAUAUUUCUUCUAUGUUGGUUAGUAUCUUUGUACACUGCUCCUGUAAAGCACCUUGGGAUAUUUUAUGUGUCCUGUGAUGUAAACAAUAGAGUUUCUACCCAUUAAGCUAAGGUCCUGUGACGCAGUUGUAGUGCCCCUAUUUCUGAGCCAGGAGGCCCCAGUUCAAGUCCCAUCUGCUCCAGCGAUGUGCACUGCAGAAAUUCAGUAAGGCUCCUUAGACAGCACGUUCCAAACGCGUGACCACUCCCACCUCAUGGGACAAGAGUAGCUGAUACAUCCACCUUCUGUAAGUUCUUCUUGAAGCCUCUCACCAUCCUAACUUGGAAAUGUAUCACAAUUUCUUCAGUGUCACUGGGAAAAAAUCCUGCAAUUCCUUCACAGCAUUGUUUGUCUGCCUACAUCGGAUGAACUGUAAUAGUUCAUAAAGGCAACUCACCACCACUUUGGCAAAGCUAACUAGGAAUAGGCAACAAAUGUUAGCCCACAAGCCCUCAUUUAAAACAAAAGAUGUUUGUCAUUUCUGACAUCUGAAAUGGCCAGGCAAAAAACUAGGCUCAAGAGCAAUUAGGGAACAGAUAACACAUGCUGGACUUUCCCGUGGCUCCAGCAUCCCGUGGAAGAAAUGAAACCAUACAUGGACCUACUGGGCAUCAGUCUGUCGAUCCGGAUUCCGUACUGAGACCAGAGAGACAGACAUUCACUGAAGAUGAGGAUGUGGGCAAUGAGGAGACAUUGUGGAUCCUCAUAGAGUCUGAUGUUCUCAAAUCUGUCGCAGAGGUGGAAUAUAAAUCAGGAAAAGAGAUGCAAGCUUAUCUCUAAAUCCUUAAAUAGGUUUUGUACAUUUGUUUAAUCAUGGUGUAAGAAUUGAUGUAGAUUGGAUGAAAAUAAGUAAAAUUAUGGUGGAGCUAUGCACUUCUUUGAAUACACACCGUUUAACAUUUUUACUAUAUAUUCUUGGCUGCCUGUUGAGUGGUUGGUUUUGUGACACUGCAUUGAUCAGUUGGGGUGUUUUGAAGCGAUAAAACUGGAUUUGCUGUGCAUGCCUUUUGUGUGCAUUAGCACAGGCAGUGUCCAGAGGAGCUGCUGGGAUCUCAGCACUUCCAUAUGCCCUCUGAGAGUUGCUGCUGAGUGGUCCAGUUAUAACCACUCUCUUCCCCCUCUCUCUCUCUCAGCAGCAGCAGUGGUAGACUAGGCAGGUUCACUCUGGAGUUUGGGCUGGGGGAAGUGGAGGCCCCUUCGCGGUCUCUCCAGGCAGUAAAUCUAUUUU
Messenger RNA from Chiloscyllium plagiosum (whitespotted bambooshark), 8740 nucleotides. NCBI's taxonomy places the organism in Eukaryota, Metazoa, Chordata, Chondrichthyes, Orectolobiformes, Hemiscylliidae. The record is from RefSeq and is a predicted model, not a curated record.